Trichomonas vaginalis G3 is the source of this 729-nucleotide messenger RNA. RefSeq names its product organellar and viral DNA polymerase type B. The transcript has a single exon. The record is from RefSeq and is a predicted model, not a curated record. Bases 1 to 729 code for a protein of 242 amino acids. Lineage: Eukaryota; Parabasalia; Trichomonadida; Trichomonadidae.
AUGGAGGACCUCAUCGACCAUUUGCCUAAACUACCUGAAAUUCAGCAGCAAAAACUAACUAUUCCUGAAUUCGACGAAAUUGAAGUCAAAGCAACUGACUCAGUAGAAAUUAAGAAAUUCAUACGUAAAGUAAAUUAUGAAUUCCUUGGUUUUCAUUGCAACCAUAAAGUUAUGGACAAAGAUUGCGACAUGGUUUAUAAAAAUAUUUCUGACCUUUACAAAUCCGAAGAAUUUAAGACAUACGAUAACUUUGUUUCAUUAGUUGCAAAAUGUGUAUGGCAGAUAAGAGAUAAAGAUAGAAGAGGUAAAGUAUGGAAUGAACAGAUAAAACCAGCAGCUUUUGAGUUAAAGAAAACCAUUGACGCCUUAGUUGUUCUAGCUGGUUUUAUUUCAAUGUAUAACGCAAAAACGAUGCCGCAAUGUUCAAAAUGUAAAGCAGCAAUAAGAAAAUAUAACUACUCAGUCAAAGAGAUAGAAAGAAUGCGAAACGACUAUGCAGACUUAAAGAAAGCAGCAGAAAAGCCAGCAGAAGAUAAAAUGGAUAUGUUGACAUUUCUUAAUAAAAACUAUCCAACAGCAGAAGAUUUCCUUCUGUCUGACGUCAAGAAGAAAUAUAAAGAGACUUUCGGCAUGAUUAAAACAUUCGAUGUACUAAAAGAAGAAAUAGAAGCUACGAAAUUGUUUAGGAUUUCAAAUAUACAUCGUACAAUUCAUGUAAAACGCUUGUGA